AUGUCGAUUGCAGACGAGCUAACAGUUCCUCCAGCUCCCCCAUCGCGAGCAACCAGUACCGUCGUGGAGUCAGGGGACGCAUAUAAGCCGCCAUCUUUCACGAUCAACGCGUCGAACCGCUCGUACAAGCAUCAGUAUGCGAACAUCUACUUCGUCAGGCUGCGGAUGCUGCGAAAGUUUGUGGAAGACCGCGCGCAGAAACGUUGGGAAGGUAUCGCAGGAUCACCCGUGCUAGUCCCUCGCGUUUUGGACGUCGUCAAGUCGCAGCUAUGCUACAUUGUUGGCACAGUGUAUAUGGAUAUGCCACUGAAACCGAAUGUCUUAGAGGAUAUAGGUCGUCAUCACUCCAUCCCUGUACCGCCCCCUCGAGAGAAGUUUUACUCUGAGACUGACUGUGUCAUGCUCGAAGAUGAAUCUGGCCGCGUUCGACUCGUCGGGAAGGCCGUCACGGAGGCCGGCCUAGUUACGGGCGUGAUCCUAGGCGCACUAGGCAUCGAGACUCCUGGAGGCGACUUCGAGGUAGUGGAUCUUUGCUACGCAGGAAUGGCGCCUCAGGUAUCAAGCCAUCCAGCCAACGAUGACCAAGACGACCAUAUGGACGUCGACGACGAGCCGCUAUCUCCGGACGAUGAUGAGCACAUCGCGCUUGUUUCAGGUCUUGAAGUGGGCAGCGUGGACGCUCCCGACGCGGAAAUACAGUUGCUAAUAGAGUACCUCACCGGGGAAGCGUCCUUAUCAUCCUCCAAGCGUAUCUCGCGCUUGAUCAUUGCUGGGAACUCGGUUGGCUUCGCCCCGGAGGACGGGAAGCCGAAAGAUCCUCGAAAACCGAAGAAAAAGAAUAUGCGCAAAUAUGGCCAACCGGGCCCGGCUUCAUUCUCUCCGAAGCCGAUCAAUACGCUCGCGGAGCACUUGCUGGACAUUGCGUCCGCCGUGCCUAUACACAUUCUACCCGGCGAGAUAGACCCGUCGGGCACGAUGCUUCCUCAGCAAAAGUUCCCUCGCGCGAUGCUAGGCCCCGCCUCGCGCUUUUCCUCCUUCCACCCUGAAACCAAUCCCACGUACCUCCGUCUCUCUGUGGGCUCCCCAGAUGCCACCGCAUCGCAGGACCUUCCGGGCACGUCAAAGGCAGCCGCGGCGCGCCGACGGCGCUUGCGCCAGAUCGACCGAACGCUGCUCGUGCACAGCGGGCAACCGCUGGACGACAUGUUCAAAUACCUACCCACCCCACCGUUCUCGCGGCUCGCGGUCGCCGAGCGCACGCUCCGUUGGAGGCAUAUGGCGCCGACCGCGCCCGACACGCUCUGGUGCCACCCGUACUUCUCCGCGGACCCGUUCGUGAUCGCGCAGACGCCGGAUGUGUACGUGAUCGGGAACCAGCCUGAAUUUCGGACGAAGGUCGUCGCGGACGAGGGCCCAGGCAAGUCGGGAGCGCGGGUGCGGAUCGUGCUCGUCCCCCGGUUUUCGGAAACGGGUUUGCUGGUGCUCGUUAACUUGCGGACGUUGGGUGUCAGUACGGUGCGCUUCGAUGUUGAAGGCAUGGCUUCCGGCGAGAGAUCUCGGCUGGAAUAA
This is a messenger RNA of Punctularia strigosozonata HHB-11173 SS5, 1569 nucleotides long. RefSeq lists its product as uncharacterized. Gene Ontology annotation, molecular function: DNA binding. The transcript is spliced from 5 exons. Gene Ontology annotation, biological process: DNA replication; DNA strand elongation involved in DNA replication. The record is from RefSeq and is a predicted model, not a curated record. Bases 1 to 1569 code for a protein of 522 amino acids. Lineage: Eukaryota; Fungi; Basidiomycota; Agaricomycetes; Corticiales; Punctulariaceae. Gene Ontology annotation, cellular component: delta DNA polymerase complex.